Messenger RNA from Staurois parvus, 336 nucleotides. Lineage: Eukaryota; Metazoa; Chordata; Amphibia; Anura; Ranidae. The record is from the annotation of a GenBank genome assembly.
AUGUAUGUGAAAUGGUUUGAUACAGGAAUGUUAUAUUAUGUGAUUUUAGUAUAUUUGGUGAAUGUCACUUUUUAAUAUUUUUGAAUUUCCCGCCGUUCCAUCCCCCGCACGUUCCGGAACGGAACACGGAAGACAGAUGCCGGCAUCGGCCAGAGGACAUUGCCGGGGACGCUGCAGGGGGGACAUCACGGGAGCGCAGGACAAGGUAAGUGAAGAAGGGAUCCCGGAGCAACGCUGCAGUGUAUUCCCGAGUGUAUCUCGGGGUUACCGCUUGUGGUGUUGAAAGUUAACCCCGAGCUCCACUCAGGAAUACCGCCAGGGGGGGGUAAACACCAA